Vitrella brassicaformis is the source of this 2955-nucleotide messenger RNA. NCBI's taxonomy places the organism in Eukaryota, Vitrellaceae. The record is from the annotation of a GenBank genome assembly.
AGGAAGUGAAUUCUCGCCGGUGCCCGAAAAAAUGGCGGUUGAGCUGGAACACUUGAUAGGAUACUCUGGACAGCAUCGCAGUUGCCUGCUGUGGCACCCCGCCGAGCCGACCAUCAUCUACUCAUGCGGCUCGGCUGUGGUGAUGCAGAACGUAGAGGACCCGCACAAGCAGGAGUUCUUCAGGGCUCAUGAUAGCGAUAUCACCGCACUCGCACUCAGCCAGGUCAGAACGACACACAACGAAGCCGCAAAAUGGUAGAUCUUCUUCGUGUUGGUUCGUUGUUUCAGGAUGGCAAGACGCUUCUGUCCGGGCAGGCGGCGUCGCCAAGGCGCAAGGACGGCCCGUCUGAGGUCAUUGCGUGGGAUCUGCAGACGAGGAAGGGCAUCGGCCAGUUCGCCGAAAUGCGUGGCGGCAUCAUUGCCGCUGACAUGUCCGCUGACGGCCGCUUCGCCGCCGCCUCGUCGGAGGAGCGGCAGCUGUUCGUGUGGGACGUGCAGACAGGGGAGGUGGUCGUCAACAAACGUAGCGAACAGGUUAGGUGCCGGGUUUAUCCAUUGGAUGGGGGGGAUGGUGUGCCAUGGUUUGUGUCUGGUGCAGCUGUGCUCGACGGUGAAGUUCAGUAGUGUGGAGAGGGCCAAGGCGUCGCGGUAUCCCGAGUACAUGCUGGUGACGACACUCGAGAACCAGGUGGUCAUAACCCGACUCACAUUCGACCUCGCCGCCAUGAACUACAGAGGUACACAAAUGGAAAGCCACACCGCCACAUGAAGGAUUCUCAUCCACUCGUCUCUCUCCGUAUUCCCAUCUGCAGGCGACUCGCAGCGGGCCCAGCUGCCGUCCUCCGGCCUCCAGCGUCGCUUCCUGUGCGCCCUCACCAGCCCACCAUUCUUCCUGGCCGGAACCACAGCCGGCGACCUUCUCAUAUUCAACAUGGACACGUCCGUCUUCCGUGCAGCCAUCCCCGUGACGGCCAACGGUGUGCAGGCCAUGUGUGGGCAGGACGGGCGUGUGGUGCUGGGGGGUGGGGAUGGCAGCGUCAAGAUAUGCGAGGGGCGUGAUGCCCAGUGGGAGGAGGUCAAGGCCAUGGGGGUGAGCGGGUGCGUGUCGGGGCUGGCACUGUCGCCGGAUGGGCAGGAGGUCGUGUGCGGUACCACCAACGGGAGGCUCUUCAGGUGGGUGUCUCGGAGGGCAGGGAGGCAUGGAUGCGAUGCGCCGGUGUGUCUGUGUGUCCGGGCUGUUGGUUGUCAGGGUGAUGUUGUCGGACAUGACGGCUACGGUGUUGGGGCAUUCACAUUGCGCCGCCCUCACAUCGCUGGUAUUCGGCACCACACAGCAGAUAUUCGCAUCCACCUCUCGAUCAGGUGCGGCACACGCAUACACCCACACACACACACACACAUGUGACUGACGUGUGUAUUUCAUGGCAGGGGAGGCGCAUGUUUGGGAUCUGUCCGACUACCGUGCUGUAGUCCAGACGCAGCACCCGGCCAAGAAGGCGGCGCUCGCUGUCUGCCUGGCGUUCGAUGACACUGAACUCCUAGUCGGUACGCGCAACACACACACACACCCUACACAGCUCUUCCUCGCCACAAACAGCAGGGAAUCCCAUCUCUCUUUAUAACACAGGUUACGAAGACGGCGCCAUCCGUGGGUACUUCAUCGAGCCUUGUUUGCCCAAACAGCAGCCCGAAGACAAGAACGGCAGCCUAGACACGCCCACCGACACCACCUCUUCCUCCCCCUCCCCGUCAUGGGAGAUCCCCACCAGCCACCGGGGUGCGGUGACGGCCCUGACGGCCGCCCAGGGUCAGGGUGGCAAGGGGACCAUGCUGGUGUCUGGGGGUGAGGACGGCUACGUGCGGGUGUGGCAUCCGCGGACCAGGGAGAUGGUGGGCAACUACAGCGUCGCCAAGCGGGCUGUCACGGGGCUCAAGGUCGACCACAACAAACCGCAUGUGGUGCACGCCUGUAGCGCCGACAAGCUGCUGGUGUCUCUGGAUCUGCAGAAGGACAAAAAGGUCACCAAGAGAGGGAGAGGGGAGGUGGAUCAUUCUCACCUGCCUGUUGUAUGAAUGUGUGUGUAUGGGUGUGCAGGUGUGCCAGCAUGCUGUGGUUGACGGGGUCUUCACCGGCCUGGCGCAGCGGAAGGAUCACGAGUACGAGGUGACCAGAAGCCAAGAAGACACUCAAAGAGGAGCCAGCUAAUGAAUGGAUUGGAUUGAUGCGUUGCUGUUGUCAGUUGAUCACUAGUGGCGUUGACGGUCGCCUGCUGUUCUGGGAUGAGGACGAGGCGGACCCUGUAGCCAUACUCACACCCAUGCCCGACCCUGUCAAGUACACACAUACACACACACGCACACACACAUCCAUGAGACAAGCUCCCACAUCAUCUGCAUGUCUCCGCUCUCUCUCUCUCUCUCUCUCACAGGUUUCCGAACAUAGCCGGCGCCCCGACAUGCCUCUCGGGCAUCACGAGCGCGCCCAAGCUGCUGUGCGUGAGUGUGUCGCCAUCCGGCAGAUACGUGGCCUGCGGCGCACACGACAACCUCCUCUACAUCUACGACCUACAGGCAAGAACGGACAGACAGGCAGACUGAUGGAUGCAUGGAUCCAGAGACCUCGAUAUAUGUGUGUGUUGUGUGUGGUGUAUGGUAUCGAUCAGGGUCGCGAGUUGAUGUACACGGGAUUCGGCCACACGGGUAGAGUGGUAGCUGUGGCCUGGAGCCCUGACGAGAAGCAGAUACUCACGGCGGCCGAGGACUGCUCUGUCGCCGUCUGGAACUGCUUCGAGUGAGUGCUGGGUGGAUGGUGAUACACGCAUGAUGGUGCUAUGGGACACAUGCUACGGUGUUUUGUCAAUGGCGGUUGACAUACAGUGGUAUGGUGUGCUCGCGAGCGACUUAUUGAGAGUAUCCAGCAAAUGCAUGGGACAUUGCCGCAUGCACAAGGCGUCC